Messenger RNA from Nerophis lumbriciformis (worm pipefish), 2064 nucleotides. Lineage: Eukaryota; Metazoa; Chordata; Actinopteri; Syngnathiformes; Syngnathidae. The record is from RefSeq and is a predicted model, not a curated record.
AUGCUUCACUACGGCCCUGGACGAACAUUUUCCAGCACCACUACCACCACUGCGGACUCUCUGAAUGACACGAGCGAGAGAGCAUUCAGGCGCCUAAGGUUGACUCUUCAUACGGGAGAUGAUGCCACCAAAGCCCACAAUCCAGCUCAUUCAGAUAAGAAUGGCUGGAAGAAGCGGAAUGGCGUCGUUCAAAGAGAAAGGCCGGCUGGCAGUGAGUCACCCAAGCAGCACCUGGGUGACAUGACCAAUGGGCAGCCCGAGCCCUCGUUGCAGCAUGGCGGGCCCAAAAUGUACGGCGUAGUGCAGAGGAACAACUCUAGCAGACAACAGGAAGUGAUGGCGCGAGAGUGGACAGUCAGUCACCUUCAUGAUGAAAUGAAGUACAUCAAGGAGGUGAGAGACUCCCUGGAGAAGGUUAGAGAGCGCAUGUACGGGCAGUUUGGAGGAAUGCAGGAAUCUGUGCACAAGCUCUCACAGGAAAUUAAGACGGCCAACUCCCACCGCAGGAGUCUGGAAUCAGAAGUAAGGGUCCGCACAGCCGCCAUGGAGAGAUUUGAUCAAAUGAACAGCUCCCUUAUCUCAUCAAACAUUGGCCUGCAGAAAUCCCUACUAGAGAACUGCCAGAAUCGAGUGGAUACAAGGGACGAGUUGAAAAGUUUGCGCAACACUUGUGAGAGGACACAAGAACAGCUCAGAGACAAGGAGCGGGAGCUGGCGGCCGCACAUGCUGAAAACCAAACGCUCAGACUUGAGGUGGAGUCUACACGGGAGGCCAACAGUAAGGCACUAAUGGAGCUCUCCAAGACGCUCGAAAAGGACUACAAGGAAAAGCUGGAGGAAGAGCGAAGGAAACACAGGAUGGAGAUUGAAAUACUCCAGGCCCAACUGGAUGAAUACAUCAGACGACUAGAAGAAGCUGAGACGAAUCUCAGGAUCGCAGAGGCCAAAAUUGCUGAGCGGGAUCUGAGGAUUGGUGAACUUGAGCGCCUGCUUGACUGCAUGGGAACGGAAAAGAAUCAUCUCCACCAGAAACUGCAGGAAUGCGAACGGCGUCUUCGCUUGUUGGAAAUCAUUGACACAACAGAUGGCGAAGUAGCCAAAAGGUCCAAAGAGCUACAAGGUGAAGCCGGAGAUCUAAGAGAGAGAAUCAAACACUUGAAUGACAUGGUCUUCUGCCAACAGCGGAAGGUCAAAGGAAUGAUUGAAGAGGUGCAAACACUACGAGCCCAAGUUGCCGAGAAGGACAUGUUCAUCUCAGAGCUACUGGACCGAAUCGCUAUUGUGGAAUGUGAGAAUAAUGAAUUAGAAGACAAGCUCAAGUAUUUUAUGUCCACACAGAGUAGUGAAGAAGAGGAUUUGGACUUUGGGAAGACAGGACCAGUCUGCAAUACUCUCCCAAGAGUUGAUGAAGUACCAGGGCAUGAGGGUGAAUCUUCUGUUCUGCAUGAAGCAACUCAUCUUCAUCCUAUUGAACCCCUAUUUGUCAUACCUCCUCCACCCCAAAUUCGACCUCCACCACCCCCAGAGCUCCCAUUACCUUAUGCAUAUGCUUCACUACCUCCUGAACCUUUUUCACCCACUAAGCCUCCGCUAUCCCCACUACCUUCCUCACCUACACCCCCCUCAUCACCCACAUCACCUCCAACUUCUCCCACACCGCCUGCAUCAUCAUCUCCCACACAAGAUUCAACCCUUUCUCCUCUCCACCAUCCUUCCCCCUACCUUACAAUGCCAGCUCAACCGAGGACGUUCAGGUAUAAUAACCCUCCUUCCAGCAGGCUGGAGUCCAGUUUACUUCGCUUCACGCCCGUGGAGUACAGCCGCUUCCUGGAGGACAACCCGACGCCACAGAUUGAAAAGUACUCCACCACCCGAACGGCAUCUGAAUUCCAAAGUUACGAGAGCCUGCCCAUUGACGAGGUGGACGUGGGAAUUGAAUCCGAGACGGCGUAUAAUCAAGACGAAGAUUCCGCCAUGUCCAGGAGACGGAGACCGACGAUCGCUUACCUUGAUACGCCUUUCAUGAAAUUAAUGGAAAUAACUGCAAAUAUUAAAGUAGAGUGA